AUGGCGAAACCCAAGUCUGUUCGGGGGAAGCCAAAGUCGGGUCGCGUGUGGAAGACAACCCGUACAAAGAGGUACUCGUCUAUUCGUUGUGACAAGGGACUCCGAAGCACAUGGGAAGAAAAAGUGGCACUGAAGACCGAGCUACAGAAUCGUAAGACUGCUGAUGCCGAGCGACGGACGCAACGGGUUAAACUGAAGGAGGCCAAACGGCUCGCGGAAGAGGCUCGCGCAGAACGCAAAAAGGAGAAUGAAAGAAGGGCCGAGAUCAAGAAUAUGAAAAAGCUGAAGAAAAUGAAGAGAAGCCAAUUGCGCUCCAUUGAGACGCGGUGA
Molecule: messenger RNA, 330 nt
Organism: Dibothriocephalus latus
Lineage: Eukaryota; Metazoa; Platyhelminthes; Cestoda; Diphyllobothriidea; Diphyllobothriidae
Source: the annotation of a GenBank genome assembly